Lindgomyces ingoldianus is the source of this 1504-nucleotide messenger RNA. RefSeq lists its product as uncharacterized. The transcript has 4 exons. Bases 95 to 1504 code for a protein of 469 amino acids. The record is from RefSeq and is a predicted model, not a curated record. NCBI's taxonomy places the organism in Eukaryota, Fungi, Ascomycota, Dothideomycetes, Pleosporales, Lindgomycetaceae.
GGAACAUUCAAGUAGCAGUCCAUCGUACCGGAAAGAUCGUGUGCACACAUCAGACCACUUUCACUUCUUCCCACAGAUUACAUUGCCUAACAAAAUGCCUGACUUGUCCUGGAAGGAGACGCGACCGGGGCGCUGGGAGCGCCCGCAGUCGUGCCUGGAGAAGAUCAAUCUUAUCAACCGCAAUGUCGCCAAAGCUCCGGAUCGCGAUAAUUGGGCGAAGACGGCUGUCGUGAAGCUCGAGUUCUCCACUUCACUUGGUGAUCCCGAAGCAGCCCUUAGGAGUGCUUGGAAGCAAGUACGCUACAAUUACCCUGAGAUGGCCGCCUUCCCCUACGAUGAUCAAGUCGCAUUAUGGGUCGCCGCAACAUUCUCUGUCUGCCCAAACACUACUGUCGACGAACUCUUCGGCCAUAUCCCCAGGAACGAGCAGAUGAUGUGCUACUACCUACCUGACACAUCAGAAGUGCUGGUGCGAUCUCCACACUACCGUCUGGACGCUCGAGGAGCCGUCUUUUGCCUCAAUUACCUCAUCGAGUCACUGGCCAACCUCGAUCCUGUCUUGAUCUUCGGCGGAUGCGCAAAAAACCUCUCGCCCAGUAUCGACUCCGCACUGAACAUCCCAUAUGAAUACACACCAACCAUCGAGCGAGCCGCAAUGCGACGCUUAGCCGCUCUGAAGCCUCGAAAUCCACCGUUAGAGCUCUCUCCCACCAUAAUGUCACAUUCACCAGGAGCCACUCGGCGCCGCUUCAUCAAGCUCUCCGUCAGCGAAAGCCAAGCGGUAAUGACGGGCUGUGCGUCGGGCGACAUGGACCUGACGGCGGCUCUACACGCGGCACUUGUCGCCACCGUAGCCAAGCUAGCCCCACCCUCCGAACUGUGCAGUUUCAUGGCAUCCUUCCACUGCGAUCUCCGCUUCCUCAUCUCGGAGCCAGUAACAACCAAGUGGGCGCCUACAAGCUGCACCAGCGUCGUAACCUCUGAAGUUGAUGUCUCUCCUUCCACAACCUUCAAAGACAUCUACACACAACUCGCCUCCGUCUACGCCAGCGGCUAUGGCCCUUACUGGGCCUCAACGGCCUGUUUCCACGAGCAGCUUGCUAAAGUCCUAGCCAGUAAAGACCCAGAUUACAGUGACGACCGCGCAGCCCCACGCUUCGGACCCCUAGGCGACAUCGACGAACAAUUGAAGAAAGACGUCACCAACGGACUCAUACGUGUCAAAGACUUCUGGCUUGGAGGUGAGACGCUGACGAAGCGGAAGAUAGUGCACAGUUGGAUUUGGGAGCGGCAGAUUCACUUCAGUUGUUGCUAUAAUGAGAGCUUUUGGGAAGAUGAGUUUGUGGAGGGGUUUCUGGAACAAAUUAGGGAUGUGCUGUUAGAGGAGGUGGCGUUGAGGGAAGAGAGAGCGCCAACCAUGAAUAUAGCGUCGAGUGCGAGGGGCAGGCCAGCUAGCUUUCCGCUACUUUUUCCUAGCAUUACAAACACUGUGUAUAAGAAGUAA